AUGACUGCUCUUCAUUUUGCUUGUUUACAAAAUUUUAAUCAGUUAAUCGAUAUUUUGAUUUCAAAUGGUGCAAAUGUUAAUGAUAAAAAUAAUUCAGGACAAACGCCAUUUCAUUUAGCGGCAAUUAAAAAUUGUCAUGAAAUUGUCGAAACUUUACUAUCAAGUGGUGCCAAUAUAAAUGAAAAAGAUAAAAAUGGCUCAAUUGCUAUUCAUUAUGCAUCUGCAAAAAACAAUAUAGAAGCUUUGGAAAUUCUACUUUUACAUGGCGCAAACAUUAACGAAAAAGAUAAUCAUGGAUCACCUGCUCUUCAUUAUGCAUCUAUGUAUAACAGUAAAGAGGCUUUAGAAAUCUUAAUUUCUCAUGGUGCAGAAAUUGAUGCUAAAGACAAUGAUGGAAAGACUGCUCUUCAAUAUGCUGCAGAGAAUAAUAGUAUAGAAUCAUUAAAAAUCUUAAUUUUACAUGGUGCAAACAUUAAUUCUAAAGAUAUUACUGGAUCACCUGCUCUUCAUUAUGCAUCCUUUAAAAACAAUAUAGAGUCUUUAGAAAUCUUAAUUUCUCAUGGCGCAGAAAUUGAUGCUAAAGACAAUGAUGGAAAAACUGCUCUUCAAUAUGCAGCAGAGAAUAAUAGUAAGGAAGCAUUAGAAAUUCUACUUUUGCAUGGUGCUGUAUGCGGCAAAAAAUAG
This is a messenger RNA of Trichomonas vaginalis G3, 684 nucleotides long. Its product is annotated as cyclin-dependent kinase inhibitor 2C-related family. The coding region runs from base 1 to 684 and encodes 227 amino acids. Gene Ontology annotation, cellular component: nucleus; cytoplasm. Lineage: Eukaryota; Parabasalia; Trichomonadida; Trichomonadidae. The record is from RefSeq and is a predicted model, not a curated record. The transcript has a single exon. Gene Ontology annotation, molecular function: protein binding.